AUGGUGCCAUGGCUUGUGCGUGAAUACGCCAUCAGCGAGAACAACCCGCGCGUCAUCGACGACGCGCGCGCGCGGAAGCUGGCCACCGACCUCAAGCGCUGCUCCUACUACGAGACGUGCGCCACCUACGGCCUCAACGUGGAGCGCGUCUUCCAAGACGAUGGCGUGGUUAUUGUUAUUACUACUAUUAUCAUUAUCAUCAUCAUUAAUAUUAUUACAAUCAUUGUCAUCUUCAUCAUUCUCAUUUCUAUAAUUAUCAUUAUUAUUAUUAUCAUUAUUAUUAUUACUAUUAUUAUUAUAUAUUAA
Molecule: messenger RNA, 306 nt
Organism: Gryllus bimaculatus (two-spotted cricket)
Lineage: Eukaryota; Metazoa; Arthropoda; Insecta; Orthoptera; Gryllidae
Source: the annotation of a GenBank genome assembly